This is a messenger RNA of Condylura cristata (star-nosed mole), 1368 nucleotides long. RefSeq names its product TLC domain containing 1 (gene TLCD1). The coding region runs from base 179 to 922 and encodes 247 amino acids. Gene Ontology annotation, biological process: regulation of membrane lipid distribution; plasma membrane organization; membrane assembly. The transcript has 4 exons. Gene Ontology annotation, cellular component: plasma membrane. NCBI's taxonomy places the organism in Eukaryota, Metazoa, Chordata, Mammalia, Eulipotyphla, Talpidae. The record is from RefSeq and is a predicted model, not a curated record.
CCGGCGGGGAGGGGACGGGAGGAGCGAAGGGGCCUAGAGGACUCCGCGAAAACUGAGUGAGGCUGGCGUCGGCGGGAGAGUCGUCCCGGGCGGAGUGGUCGGAGAGGGAGCCCGGUUCCCCGAGCAGCCCGGGGAGGCCGCCUAGAGGGCGGACAAACAGACGGCCGGGAGGGCCAGCAUGCCCCCACUGUUGCACCCCGCCCUGCCGCUGCUCCUGGGCGCCACGCUGACCUUCCGGGCGCUCCGGCGCGCGCUCAGUCGCCUGCCCCUGCCCGCGCACGUGCGCGCCGACCCCCUGCGCACCUGGCGCUGGCACAACCUGCUCGUCUCCUUCGCCCAUUCCAUUGUGUCAGGGAUCUGGGCGCUGCUGUGUGUAUGGCAAUCCCCCGAGAUGCUGGUGGAGAUCGAGACGGCAUGGUCGCUUUCUGGGUACUUGCUCGUUUGCUUUUCCGCUGGGUAUUUCAUCCACGACACGGUGGACAUUGUGGUUAGCCAUCAGGCUCGAGCUUCUUGGGAAUACCUGGUCCAUCACGUCAUGGCCAUGGGUGCAUUCUUUUCAGGCAUAUUUUAUAGCCGCUUUGUUGGUGGGGGUGUCCUCACACUGCUGGUGGAAGUGAGCAACAUCUUCCUCACCAUUCGCAUGAUGUUGAAGAUCAACAAUGCCCAGGAUCUCCUCCUCUACCGGGUCAACAAGUAUGUCAACUUGGUCAUGUACUUUCUCUUCCGCCUGGCCCCUCAGGCCUACCUCACCCAUUUCUUCCUGCGUUAUGCUGGCCAGAGGACCCUGGGCACCUUUCUGCUGAGUAUUCUGUUAAUGCUGGAUGUCAUGAUCCUAGUCUACUUUUCCCGCCUCCUCCGCUCGGACUUUUGCCCUGAGCGUGUCUCCAGACGGCAACACAAAGACAAAUUCCUAACCGAGUGAGGGGCACAAAGCCUGGAACAGGACUUGGCAAGGACAGCAAACAGUGGAAGGAGCAACCUCACUUGUCAACUGAGACUUGGCCCAAGCCUGGGGCAUCCUCUCCAUUUAUCAAGCCUGCACCCACAACUGAAAACACUAAUGAAAGCAUUCCUCUGAAGUCCUUGUCCUUUCUUGGGCAAGGGGUGCGGGAAGCAGAUGGACCGGUUGGACAUGGUAGAUGGGUGUGGGGAGACAAGGUGCUUCCAGAAAGCAAGCCAGCCAGCACUGCCCUGUAAUGGAUGCUAAUGAAAACUGGUAUUGGUAUGUUGAAGGCAUGUUCUACUUUCAUAGGACAACUAAAACUCUAGUCUGCAUUACAAUUAUCUGCUACCCAAGCUCCACCCCUGAGGAUUAUAACAAGUAUGGAUAGGGAUGAGUAUUCCAAUCGGGUAAGUAGACCAAAAAGC